This is a messenger RNA of Pogonomyrmex barbatus (red harvester ant), 3852 nucleotides long. RefSeq lists its product as uncharacterized. Lineage: Eukaryota; Metazoa; Arthropoda; Insecta; Hymenoptera; Formicidae. Gene Ontology annotation, molecular function: RNA polymerase II cis-regulatory region sequence-specific DNA binding; DNA-binding transcription factor activity, RNA polymerase II-specific; zinc ion binding. The record is from RefSeq and is a predicted model, not a curated record. Gene Ontology annotation, cellular component: nucleus. Gene Ontology annotation, biological process: regulation of DNA-templated transcription.
UUUAAGAGAUAUUUAUUAGACAUUAAGAUCGAUCUAGAGGUGAGAUGAGGGACGCCUUGAAAUUGGCGGAUAAGAUUGUAGUUCGCGAUGGCAGCCAUCUUGAAUGCCUGGCUUCUGUGCGCGCCCUCCCCACCAUCCAUGUUAUUCAUCCGCCUGAUUCUUUACGUAUUCCCUGAUUACGGCGCGAAUUUACGCGAUUACAUCGCAUCGAGUGCGCCAUAUUUUCAUCCUGCGCGCCAUGGUGGCCUGAUCCCGCCGUUUCAGCGAUUGUUUCGUUCUGUGAGUCGAGUGACGAGUUUCAGAAUUUUAUUGAACGUGAGAAGACACCGGCUUGGGAAUCGCGCGUCGCUUUCGGCGUCGAGAUACGAGACUCGCGCGCAACUCAAGUCUCAGAAAGACGUGGAGGACAAAACGAAAGACUGAAAGGUUAUUAAUGGCGAUGUUCGGGAAUCCGCCGCGACACGUCCAGAGCUGUAUCUAGGAACGCGGUGAGGAAUAUCGAGUUCACUUGUUUUCCCGUAUUUCGCCGUGUUUUGCGGUCUCGUCGACGCGAUGUCGAGCAGAUACGGGCCGCCAAACAUGGCCGAGCGCUGCCGCAUUUGUUUGAUCGACCACGGUUGCAUGACGAGUCUGAAUAAUGAGCGCGUAGAAGCCAAGCUCAAGGAUCUGACCAAGUGUACCUGCAUCGACAUCAAGCUUGAGGAUAAUCUGCCUGGUGUUGUAUGUCAUAUAUGCUUGUAUAAACUGAAUAUGUGGACUGAAUUCAAAGAACGUUUCAUACAAUCCAACAAAGUUCUUCUGGAACAGCUUGAGGCAUCAGAAGUAUGUGAUGAUACUGUAAGAGAUACUUCCAAGGAUGAAAAUCAAGUAUCAACAAUUAUAAAAAGGAAACAUGGUGGUGAGAAUGCCAGUUCAGAUGUUGAGCAGAAAAAAUCAAGACUCAAUAUUCCAGAUGUUCCAAAUGUCACUUGUAACAGCACAGGUCGGGUUAUAUUAGAUACGAUAUCUCUUUUGUCAGACAAUGAUGAUUUAGAUUCAUCUAAAAAGGAUGCAAGAAACAGCGACAAUAAUACGGAAAAUAAAAUACAUUUGGAACCAAUGAGAGCUAGAUUACUACCCGCGAGACGUGGCAGAAAUAUUGAACGGAGAAAGGCAUCUACAAAACGUUGGGUGGAGAGAAAGAAGGCUCUUUUGGCUGCAACGGGAGAGGCAGUAUCUGAUACCGACUCCAUAGCUUCCGACGACGUGCAAUUGUCGCCUGUGCAAAAGGCACGAGCAAAGACCAAUGCUGAUAAGGAAACAGAGAAGCAGAAGAAGAUCGCAAAAGUGCUGAAAAAUCUAGAGAUGAAUCUCACGGAGAAGUACAUCGGAUAUCGCGACCUCGAUACGGAUUCUGAUGCGCGCCGAACGAGACUGAGCAGAGAAUUGCACAUGCAAAGUUCGCCACAAAGUAACAAGAAUUCGUUGUUGAAUCAGAUCAAUAAAAGAACUAGAUCCUCUCUAGAAAGCUCUAUAGAAACGGAGAAUGCUUCCGUUUCGGCUAAUGUGACAGACAAGACAAAAAAACUUGAAACGCAACUUGAUGAUGAAAAUUUCGUGCCUCAUUCGUUGAAAUCCGAAUUGGUAAUCGGUGAUACCACAUAUACUGUAACAACAACAUUGAGUCUCGUGAAUCCAUUACAGAUUGACAAAGAGAAUUUAAAUAAUUCAAAGGAUUCGUCGAAGAGUCUCGACGAUAGCAAUCGUGAGAAGAAUACUGAUAUCAUCGAUGCGGUUCAGUUGCGUAGAGUAAAUCCUGCACCCACCAAGACAAGCAGCAAGCCCAUUAACAAAUUCGUCGAAAGAUGUUUAAAUAUUGAAGUAGAGGGAAAUGAAUUGAGCGUUCUAAAACGCGUACAAUACGAAUUGGCGGAUUUCGUCGAGAAGGAAAUGAAGCAAAAAUUAUUAAAUACGAGCGACAGCGUUGCAAAAUCCUGUAAAAUAGACAGCGUCAGUACAAGUACUUGUCAAAAAUUGGACCAUAAGUUGAAAGAGAUAAUAGAACUGGCUAUAAAAAAGAAUAUCGAUCCCGAUAUAAUUGCAAAAAUGAACACGAGCAGUCAGGAAUCUACAAGAUUUUCGCCGUCAUUAGUGAAAUCUGUUAAGAACAUGCCCAAGUAUCAGCCAAAGGUCGUGAUAGAACGUCUAGAUAUAGCAAAGGAGAGUAAGCAUUAUAAUAUUAAUAACGCUGUCACGCCGAGGGAGAUUACGCAAACUAUGUCUACUACGAAGAGUAAACUUGCUGGUCCAUUUAGCGCGAUUAGUCGUAAACGUCAGAGUAUACCUCCGUCAAGAUAUGGUGAAUAUAACACCUUCGGAUUGGAUUCGGAGUUCUCUGACGAUACAUCAGACGAUUCAUUCGUUCUAAAGACACCCAAAGUAACCAAACCGAAAAUGCCAGGAACUUCAACAGCGAAACAGUCGACAGGAACGAACAAUCGACUCGUCAAGGAAAAUAAGGUCGAACAGAAACCUGAUUAUGAAGAGGCUAUCAGAAUAGAAGGUGCCAUAGCUGAAAACCAUAUAUGUGGCGUGUGCGGGCUUACGUUCCAUACCCGCAAGGAAGUCGAGGCACAUGUUCGCACUCAUAAGAUGGCACCGGGCAUCACUGUCACUCAGAUCGUGCUGCAAGAUGAGAAACCAAUGCAGCUGCCAAAGAAACCAGGACGGCCAAGCAAGCAAAAGAUGAUGCGUUGCAAAAGGUGCCAUGAGAUAGUAGAGGCACGUUUCGUUAAAGCGCACAUAUGCAAGUUACUAUCUCACAAGUGCUACGUUUGCGAUUCCGUGUUCCGCACGAAGAACCUUCUUGCGAAGCAUUUGGAAAGCCACGAGCAUUCCGAGUUCAACAUAGUAAACGCGAUCGAAAAGAAGAAAGUUAACAACAAUGACUCGUUGCUGAAAAUCAUGUCGGUUGCGUCCGCAUCACCGCAGAAGGAUCAAGCCCAGGAAACUGAGACCACGCCGAAAACGCAGACCAUUCAAAUUGAAAAAAACGACAUCCAGUCCGAUAAGAUAACCAGCACGGGUGUGAAGUUGGACAGCACUGAAAAUAUAGUAAGCCUGAGUAAGCCCAAGGAAACAUACACCUGUUUCGUGUGCGAUAAAAUUUUCACAGACGAGGAGGUGCUGAAGGAUCACUUACAAAAGCAUUGCGAUGAUUUGAGUGAAGGGGAAAAUAGUAAUAGCAAAGAACAGUACCAAUGCGCUAUUUGUGGUAAUACUUUGGAAUCGGAUCAAGCGUUGGAAGAGCACGUCGGCAAACACUUAUUCGACGAUGAAGAUGACAAUCCUAAUUUAAUUAGUAUCGACCAAGACAAGGAGAAAAAAUCGAGUGAAGUCGAGGCAUAUCAAUGUGGCCAGUGCUCGGAAACAUUUAAUUCGGAGAUGUUAUUGGAAGUGCACAUGCAAGCACACGAGGAGGAGGUUGCGAUAGCAGAAUGGGAGAAGCAAGAAAUGAAGGUCUAUCAAUAUCAGUGUAUGCUUUGCGAUGCAUUGCUUAAUACCGAAGAGGAAUUGGCGAAACAUUUGGAUGUGCAUAACGCAAAUACAUAUAUAUGCCAGUUAUGCGACAAACCGUUCCGCACGCUACAUGAUCUACAAGAACACGUCGCAACUCAUUGAUGUAUAGAUUCUAUCGUCAAUGAUUUAAAUAUAAACAAUAAAUAUUAAAAAAUAUCUUUGGAUUGAUAAUGAUGUGCAGAGCAAAAUUUUUGUUUAUCUUUACGAUUAUUGCGAAGUCUGUCAGAACAAUGGAAAUGUAAAAAUUAAUUUUUUAUACCAAAUGUAUAAAAAGCCAUAUAUUUGGUUAUGCAG